AACCAGGGCCAAGAUGGACAGACGGCGCAUCGCCUCCUCUGCCCGCCGAUCCUAUGCCUCUGAGGUUGUGGUACGCUUCCCGGGCGCCCGCCGUGUGGCUCCAGUUGCCCGGUUCUCCCCGAGCAGAAUGCCACCUCCAGCUCCCACUCGGGUUGACUUCUCAAUCGCUGAGGCACUCAAUGCCAGCUUCAAAGAAACACGGUCCAGCGAACGGGCCGAGAUGAUGGAGCUCAAUGACCGCUUUGCCAGCUACAUUGAAAAGGUCCGUUUUCUGGAGCAACAGAACAAGGUCCUGGCAGGGGAGCUCAACCAGCUUCGGGGCAAAGAGCCUACCAAGCUUGCUGAUGUCUACCAGGCUGAGCUGCAUCGGCUUCGGUUUCAGCUGGACCAGCUGACUGCAAGCAGUGCCCGGCUAGAGAUAGAGAGGGAUAACCUGGCUGAAGAUCUGGCCACCCUGAGACAGAAGCUCCAGGAUGAAACCAACCUUCGGCUGGAGGCAGAGAACAACCUAACAGCUUAUAGACAGGAGGCUGAUGAAGCUGCUCUGGCCCGCCUGGAUCUGGAACGGAAGGUCGAGUCUCUGCAGGAAGAGAUCCGCUUUCUCAGGAAGAUUCACGAAGAAGAGCUUCGAGAGCUACAGGAGCAACUGGCCCAGCAUCAGGUACAUGUAGAACUCGACGUGGCCAAACCAGACCUCACUGCUGCCCUCCGUGAGAUCCGAACCCAGUACGAGGCUUUGGCCUCCAGUAACAUGCAGGAGACUGAGGAGUGGUACCGGUCCAAGUUUGCAGACUUGACAGAUGCCGCAGCCCGGAAUGUGGAGCUGCUACGCCAGGCCAAGCAUGAGGCCAAUGAGUACCGUCGACAGCUGCAGUCACUCACCUGUGACCUGGAGUCCCUUCGUGGCACUAACGAGUCCCUGGAGAGGCAGAUGCGGGAGCUGGAGGAAAGGCAUGCCAGGGAGGCAGCUGGCUACCAGGAAGCAUUGGUGAGGCUGGAGGAAGAUGGACAGAGCCUCAAGGAUGAGAUGGCCCGGCACCUGCAGGAGUACCAGGAGCUGCUCAACGUCAAGCUGGCCCUCGACAUUGAAAUUGCCACCUACAGGAAACUGCUGGAAGGAGAGGAAAGCCGCAUCACCAUUCCAGUACAGACAUUCUCCAAUCUGCAGAUCAGAGAGACCAGCUUGGACACCAAGUCUGUGUCAGAGGGGCAUCUCAAGAGAAGCAUUGUAGUGAAGACUGUCGAGAUGCGUGAUGGAGAGGUCAUUAAGGAGUCUACGCAGGAGCACAAAGAUGUGUGAAGUGGGGUACACCCAGAUAGCCCCUACAGCAGGAGGCAGAGUAGCUGCCUUGAUUCCUAAGUGAGAAGUUGUAGGGUAGGCGAUUUAUUCAGAUACAAGUCCCAUAGAACAAGGCCUCUUCCCCUCCCCCACCCCCACCCCCAGCCUCUUGGCCAGCUUUGUCUUAGGCUCCCAUCAGCACUACAGCUGAUGCUACACUUGUCAUAGUUUCUCCGAUUCUCCAGUCCAAUUCCUACUAACUGGACAGGAUAAGCCUCUAGUGUCUGUAUUUCUGGCACUAAUCAUAAGGGGAUGAUGUUAGAGACGCUUAGGAAUCAGUCUGGUUUAGGCUAGUAGGGAGGAGACUGAAGCAGAGGGAAGAACAUUGCUGGAGGUUGCUCCCCCUUGACCCUCCCCACAUCCUAGUUUCUAUGGCAACUAUUGCCAGGGCACCAGGAAGCCCAGAGCUGUCAUUCCUAGACUAGGGGGAGCGAAGGGUGGCGUUGGAACUUAUCGGGGUGGGAGUUGUAGAGGGUUGUCUGGGCCCCUUAUUAUCAGGCUGAAAGAGAAGAAAUAAGAUCUAGCAAGGGGAAAGUAGGGGUCCUCGGGCAGGACAAGGCAAGAGGUUGAUCUCUUGUUCUCUGGCCCUGACCUGGGAGAGGCUGGGGAUACUGAUGGAGGUAGUUAUUACUCAGUUACAACUCACAUUUAUAUAACUCACAUUAUAACUCACACAUAUUUAUAUUUAAGGUUUACAAUUCAUCUCUGCUUGCAAUAAGUCUGUGAAGUAGGCAGAAUUAUUAUCUCGAUUUUAAAGAAGAGUAAAGUGAGGCUCAGAGAGCCUAAGUUCACACAGCUAGCUCUAGAAUCAGGAUCUGAACCCAGGUCUCCCUACUCCAAAUCCAAUACUCUUUUCCUUUGUCUUCUGAGUUCCAGGAGAAUAAAAUACCCCAGCUGACUUCAAGAAUCAUUGUUAACACAGUAUAUUGUCACUUAGGUUUUAGGAUGAUAGAUGUCCAGAGAAUCAGCAUUACAGUACCCCCUCCACUCCAUCCCCACCCCCACCACCCCUAAUGUGGUUGCAGUAGACCCAUUUAAGGGGAUUAAGGCUUGGAAAAUGCUUAUACUUGGAGAAAGCCAUUCGGUGUUCCAUUCUUAGCACGUCAAACUGGGAGGGAGGGAGAAGAAGCAGAGCAUUUCUUUUGGUAUAGGAAAGUCUCUGGUGUAUGUUGAGGGACGGAGGGGAUCAGAGGUGGGGAGGGAACAGAGGAGAGAGUUGUUCAGGUAAUUCCCAGAUUUGGGGGUCAGGAGGGGCCUGAAGAAGGUCGAAUGGAGACUUGAGAUUCUGAUCUGCAAGAAGCCUGGAGGUGGAAACCUAGUUCAAUGGAACCUUCUCUCCCUCUCCCCCUUUUCUCAGUUGGAGCCAGGUGGACGGAGCACAGAUCACAAUUCCCCUCAUGCUUCACUAGCUGCUUCAUCUGGCCUCUGGAUCAUGGCAAUUAAGAGGUUAACAUCCUCUUCCCCAGGCCAGAUUCUGCUGGGAAAAGUACAGCUAGAGAGACCACCAAGCUUAGGGGAGCAUGUAGUCUAUUUCCAAGGCCCCCUUCCUGCCCAGUCAAAGUCUCAGUCCUUUUUAUACUGCUUCACCUCCACAGCCCUUCACCCUCCCCCAUCUUUUUCCAUUUUUUCUCUAUAUACACUAGAUUCUAAGCCCGAUCUUGGUUUCCCCUCCCUUCUCUCCCUGUCAUAAAUUCAAAUAGGAGACUCUAAUUUCCCAUUUCAUGGCAUAAGUUUUAGGCUCUCCAGCCAAACUUAGUGGAGUGUUCCUUUUCCCCAACAAUUCCCCCUGCCCAGAAAGAGCCAUGCUAGGUACCAUGGGCGCUCCCUACACACUGCAGAGGCUGUUUGGAUGACAGCAAUACCUGUCCUCUAACCCUCUCUCACACGUUGCUGAUUAGCUGUAUUUCUAAUGUAUUAAUGACCUUCUGUAGUACCUCUCUCCCUCCCUUGCUCCCACCGCACACACCAGCCUGGGCCCCAUUUUUUAUAAUGGGAAAACUAAGGAGUAGAAUCAGGGGAAGAGAUUAGGCUGAAAAGGCUUAGAUCUAAAAGCAGUGCUUGGCCCACUGUGUCUCCUUAGCAUCUCGUAGAAGGCUUUGUUGGGUAUGGGAUUAGUAGUAGAGCCUAAAAAGUGAUCUGGGUGCUUUGGUUCCAAGACCCCCCACUUCAUUCACACCAACAGGCUAGACCUUGGGAGAUCAUGGAGAACCUUUCUUCCUUCUCAAGCUUCCUUCCGCCAUGACUUGUCUUUAGUUCUGUCACCUACUGCUUCGCUAUUACUGACUUUAAUCUAGUCAGUUGCAGAGGAUAAAUAAUAAAGUGUGAUCUGCAUUCCCUGGA
Messenger RNA from Trichosurus vulpecula (common brushtail), 3679 nucleotides. RefSeq names its product glial fibrillary acidic protein (gene GFAP). Gene Ontology annotation, cellular component: cytoplasm; cell projection; intermediate filament. The coding region runs from base 14 to 1300 and encodes 428 amino acids. Gene Ontology annotation, molecular function: structural constituent of cytoskeleton. The transcript has 9 exons. The record is from RefSeq and is a predicted model, not a curated record. NCBI's taxonomy places the organism in Eukaryota, Metazoa, Chordata, Mammalia, Diprotodontia, Phalangeridae. Gene Ontology annotation, biological process: intermediate filament organization; regulation of chaperone-mediated autophagy.